Electrophorus electricus (electric eel) is the source of this 1877-nucleotide messenger RNA. RefSeq names its product ATPase H+ transporting accessory protein 2 (gene atp6ap2). Gene Ontology annotation, cellular component: membrane; external side of plasma membrane. Gene Ontology annotation, biological process: positive regulation of Wnt signaling pathway. The record is from RefSeq and is a predicted model, not a curated record. Gene Ontology annotation, molecular function: signaling receptor activity. NCBI's taxonomy places the organism in Eukaryota, Metazoa, Chordata, Actinopteri, Gymnotiformes, Gymnotidae.
UGCGUGAAAACCGUCACGUGACUUUUGGUGCGAGGAAGUGGAAGAGCUCCGACAAACCUGCGAUGAUGCAUCGUCCGUCUGUUCUCGUUACGUUUGCCGCUCUUGCGAAUGUAUUGGCAGGGGUGUCUGGAGACCGCCUAACGGUGCUACGCAGCCCGCAGUACGUGCGCUUCAGGGAGGGCCAAUGGCCCCUUUCGGGAGAGAAGGUUCCAGAUCUGGUGUCACUGACCAUGGGGUUUUCUGUCCAGGAGGAUCUUGAUUGGCCAGGCCUAGGAGCAGGUUCCCUGUUCCAGCGUCCUCGUGCCAACGUGCUGAUCGCAGUGCGUGGCGUCGGCAGUUUGGAUCUUCCCUCCAACGCCUCCUCUUACCCCCUGGAAAAUCCUGUGCCCUUCACCCUGGACAGCGUGGCCAACACCAUCCACACACUGUUUGCCGAGAGCACCCCAGUGGUCCUGCAGCUCGCCCCUAGCCAGGAGAGGCUGUACAUGAUGGGCAUGGCGAACACCGUGUUUGAGGACUUGCCUGUCACUCUGCAGCAAAUCCGAGCACGUCUGUCACAGGAUGGAUCAGUGCUGCACACACUGCCCCUGCGCUCCCUGAGCCGCAACAAUGAGGCUGACCUGCUCUUCUUGUCUGAGGUUCAGGUGUUGCAUGACAUCUGCGCACUGUUGCUGAGGCACAAGCACUUGGCUAGAGACCAGGCCCCUGACCUCUUCUCCCUGGAGCUGGCCGGCCUGGAGGAGCUCGCCCGCCGCUACGGCACCGACUCCUCCCAGUUCCAGGACUCCACCAAGAUCCUGGCCACUGCACUGCAGAAGUUUGCUGAUGACGUGUCUGGUGUCUAUGGAAACAAUGCGGUGGUGGAGGUGGUGACGGUGAAGACGUUUGAGGCCCCGCUCACCCGGAAGGCACGCUCCAUCCUGGAGAGCAACCGCGGGAGUAACCCAGGAAGCCCCUACAACCGGGCCUACAAGUACAACUUUGACUAUGCCGUCAUCUUCAACAUCGUCCUCUGGCUGGUGAUCGCCAUGGCUUUAGCCGUGCUCGUCAUCGCCUACAACCUGUGGAACAUGGACCCCGGCUAUGACAGCAUCAUCUACAGAAUGACCAAUCAGAAGAUCCGAAUGGAUUAACUCAUCUACCUUCCAUACCAUGUUUUGUGUGUUGUGCACUUAAGUGUUUGAAGUGAAUUGUACAAAGAAGCUCGAUCUGAUUCACAUUGUGAUGUAUGUGCAGAAUGAGGAAUAUUUAUUGAUGCCUGAUGUGUAUAUUAGUUUAGAAACCAGCUGCUUCCGGUCUUUACGAGUAUUUCACCCAAAGCGCUUAGUUUGUCAGUGGAAGGUUGUAAUGGCUGAUUAGUGUAAAACCUACAGUUCUUUCACUAUUACUCGCAUUACUGUUGUGUUCGCAUUUUCACCAAUGCCCGGUACAGGAUGUAAAGAACUUCGAACGUAGUUACAUUUCUAAGCGUGUGAAAAUCCGUAGAUGUAGUCAGUCGUUCUGCAGGGUGAAGGUGUUGCAAAUUGCAACACCCCUUAUUUCUUGUUGGUUUUUGUCAUUUGGUGUGGAUGUUGUUGUUGUAGAUAAGUCAUACUUUUAAAGUAAUGUUCGCUCUUCAGCCCAACCUCUCAUUUAGAGUUGGGCAUAAUAACCUUGUUUGAGAGUAUUAGUUAAAAAAAAAAAAAAGGCAUCGACUCUCAUUUCUCACUGCUACAUAAGUGUAGCAGUUACUUAAGCAAAUCAUAUUUUCGAUAAUGUAAAAGUCACGUUAUGUCCGCGUAUUUUUGUUUAUAACUUUGUGAAUGUCAAUAGUCAAGUUUGAACGCAACGUACUGUUUCUGAAACGAAAUGCGGAAUAAACGCGAGCUGGACGUUGG